Messenger RNA from Oikopleura dioica, 1089 nucleotides. The record is from the annotation of a GenBank genome assembly. Lineage: Eukaryota; Metazoa; Chordata; Appendicularia; Copelata; Oikopleuridae.
AUGCGAUAUAGAAUCAGGCGCGACCGGGUUUUUGAAGAUGCUUACUCGCAAAUGUCCCAUGCUGACUGGAAACACGAUUUUGACAUUGAAAUUAUGAACGAUGGGCGCAUCGAGCCUGGUUUCGGCCAAGGCGUGACGCGCUGGUUUACUGAGGCGUUGCUUCAAGCUGCUUUUGAUCCUAAAGUCGGCCUGAUGCUGCAGAAUGAGAAUGGCGAGCUCUAUCCCAAUCCUUUCGUCAGCCAAAUUUAUCCAGACUCUUUUGAGGCUUACUACAAGUUUUUGGGAAAGAUUCUCGGCUACAUGGUCUACACGAAAUCAAUCAACUAUCUACCUCUCUGUUCAUUUUUCCUAUCAAAAAUCCUCCGUGGAAGUAUCGAGCUCGACCUUUCCGAACUUCAAGGACUCGAUAAAGAGCUUUACAAAAACCUGAUGUAUUUGAAAUCAAAUCCCGAGGAAAUCGAAUCAAUGGGUCUCGAUUUUACGGCGAAUUUAUCAGCCCUCGGCAAUGCAGAAACUGUAGAACUGAAGCCAAAUGGAUCGAACAUCCCCGUCGACAAAUCUAACUACACAGAAUUUAUCAUCAAAGUAGCGGAUUUUCACUUGAACAAGGCAGUCGCUCGUCAAUGCAACGCAUUCCGCGCUGGUUUCUACUCAAUCAUCGACCAGGCAUGGGUGAAGCUCUUCGACCAGCGCGAGUUCGACAUUCUCAUCCAAGGCGUCAAACAAGACAUCGACAUCGAAGAUCUAAAGAAAAACACUGUUUACUACAAAAUGCGCGACGACGAUGAUAGAUGCUUUACUGCUGAUCAUCCGACAAUUGUUGCAUUCUGGCAAGUCCUGAACGACUUCAAUACUGAGGAGCGGGUCAAGUUCUUGAAGUUUACGACCAGUUCGCCCAGAGCGCCAUUGAGGGGCUUUGCAGAGCUCAAUCCGCGGUUCACGCUGAUUAAUACUAAUGAAGAUACAUCACGGUUACCGUCUGCCUCAACAUGCGUCAACUUGCUCAAAAUGCCUCCCUAUCCAAAUCGCCAACUCCUCGAGGAAAAACUCCGCCUCGCGAUCGAAGCUGUCACCUUCGAACUUUCCUAA